ACAGUUACACUCCAAACGAGUUUCACAAGCAGCUUCAGACUCCAUUCACACUCCAAAUCUUGCUCCUCAGCGCCACAUUCUUCCAUCACCGCUGUUCCAUAACCACAGUCAUCCACCGCAUUCUUCCAUCAUCAACACCUUUGGGACUUCCAUCACUCUCGUCGUUGUCAAUCAUCACUCUCGUGAUUGGUCAUGUCGUCCUCUUACAGAAGAGCAGAUAACAUAUGCAGCUAUGGAUGCUCAUUGCUUGGUUGAAAUAUUUAACGUCUUCAAUUCAAAAGUUGCCAAUACAGAUCCUUAAAGAUAGACGGUUGAAUGAGACUGCCAUUCUUGGUGUCCCUGUGAAAGCCACAAUCAAAGAGAGCCAUUUUCUUAUUGAUGACGAUGAUGAGGAGUUUUUUUGGAAGGCUUUUAAAUAUAGGACAAGUAAGCGAUUUAGCCAAAUGAUGUCGGAUAUUCGUGAGGGUGUGGAUACAACCCACGAAUGGCUAAUUCCUGCUUACAAAAAGGUGUUGGAAAAGUACUGGGAAAUGGAUGAGAAAUGGAAAAAUAUAAGGAAAAAAGCGAGGGAGAAUCGAGCGUCACUCUUAGGUGGUUCUGUCCAUUGCGGUGGUUCUAUUCCACUGAGCUCAACUAUAGAGAGGAUGAAGAAGCAGUUAGACCGUACACCAACUCAUGAGGAAGUCUUCAAGGAAACCCACACACUUAAAAGUGACAAGUCUAAAUGGGUGGACAAACGCUCUCAAGACACUCAUGAGAAGUUUAUAAAAAAGUUAGCAGAAGUUCAGGCCCAACAUGUCGAGGCUCAAGCACAAGGAAUGGAGCUACCACCAAUUGAUGAAGACUUGAUUUGGGAGGAAGUGUGUGGUGGGCAAAAGAAGAAUCGAGUUUACGGAAAAGGAGCAUUCUUUUCUAGCUCUAUUAAGUCUAGAAUCACUUCUGCCAACUCUGUAUCUGGAAGAGCAUCUACAAAUCAAAAUUCUGUUCCUGAUUUGCGAGAACAGAUUCAUAAUCUCAAUGAAGAGCUUUUUCAACGUGUUACUCAACAAACAGAUGAGUGUAUUAGUAAGUUGUUAGAUACACGCUUGGCUCUUUUGGAAAAGACUCAAAAGAAGUUAGAAAAGUUAGAACGGGCAAUUGGAAAGGCCAAGAAGGAAAAGCUGAAAACAGAAGAGAUGGAAUGAGGCUUAUGUUAGCUAUUACAAGAAGGUUAGAGCGUCAAGUAGUUCCACUACUGCUCCACCGCCACUGCCACUGCCGCCACCUUCAAUCUCUUCGGAUGAAGACUAUGAUGAUGAUGGGGAUGAAGAUGACACUGAGGACUAUAGUUGAUAAAUUUAGUAUGGUUGAACAAUAUACUAAGGAUUAUAGUUGAUAAUACACUUUGUUUAUGUCUUGAAUUAUAUUGACUUGCUUGUUU
Arachis ipaensis is the source of this 1420-nucleotide messenger RNA. RefSeq lists its product as uncharacterized. NCBI's taxonomy places the organism in Eukaryota, Viridiplantae, Streptophyta, Magnoliopsida, Fabales, Fabaceae. The record is from RefSeq and is a predicted model, not a curated record.